Astrephomene gubernaculifera is the source of this 1001-nucleotide messenger RNA. The record is from the annotation of a GenBank genome assembly. NCBI's taxonomy places the organism in Eukaryota, Viridiplantae, Chlorophyta, Chlorophyceae, Chlamydomonadales, Astrephomenaceae.
GGAGGGGCAGCGGCAGCCGCCCCUUCCUCCGUGUCCACCUCUGCGGGAGCGGGAGGAGGGGAUGUGUUGGAUUUUGAGUUGGCGGUCCCCGACCUCAUCACGGCCCUCAACCUGGAAGCCUCCCCGCUCCCGCCGCCCACCAUCAUAUACCACCCACCUCCUGCCCCUGCUCCUGCUCCUGCUGCUGCUGCUGCUUCUGCCAACGUCCGGCCCGCAGCGGCUAGCCCCGCCAACGCCACCUCGGCAUCCGGGAGGCAGGCGGCUGCGACGCCGGCAAGCAGCGGGAGUGGUGGCGGAGGUGGUGGUCGUAAGGGCACCGCUGUACUCCCCCCGCUGCAGCCCUCAGCACCAACACCAGCUGCUGCUGCUGCUGCUGCUUCAUUGGAGCCUGCAGCUGCAGCCGGCACCGCCGCUGCCCCCGCUGCUGCCCAUGCAGCCCCUGCCCCCGUGGAGGGAGCGGACAGCCGUUUCCUGCUGCGGAGGGGUCCGCUGCUGCUUGAGGCUGAGGUGGUGAACGGAGGAGCCGAGAUCUCCAUGCGGGUAGCCAACCUGCAGCUAGACGACCUGGAGGCCGGCUCCCUGCGCGGCGCCCUGCGCUCCGCCUCGCUGGCUGCAGACGUGGCGGGGCGGCGGGGGCGGGGGAGUCUGGCGGCGGAGGGGCUGCGGCUGAGCAGUCUGGCGGUGGGCGGGUGCAGCGGCGCAGUGCGGUGGGAGGGCGACAUUGUGAAGCUGGAGGAGACGGUGCUGGAGCAGGCGGGGAGCAGAUACGAGCUGUCAGGAGAGGUCUUCCUGCCCGGCUUCGGAGCGCCCAACACCACCUCCAACACCCCCGCUGGACCCAACACGCCAGCAGCAGCAAUAGCAACACCAGCUACCACCUCCCCCACCGCCUCCACCGCAGCUGAGCGGGCAGUUGGGACGGCGAACCGCACAAGGGCCGCCACCACCGCAGCAGCAGCAGCUGACACAGCAAGGCGAAUGGAAGCUGUUUAUGAUGGGGA